Molecule: messenger RNA, 1329 nt
Organism: Penicillium subrubescens
Lineage: Eukaryota; Fungi; Ascomycota; Eurotiomycetes; Eurotiales; Aspergillaceae
Exons: 2
Coding region: 1-1329 (442 amino acids)
Source: RefSeq, a predicted model, not a curated record
AUGCGUGUGGGAUACAAUGUUAGGGGCAGGUGGGGUCUUAUUUGCGGCGCCAGGGAUGAGCCUGGUUCACCGCCUGGUGAUUCACAGUUUCAACGUUUCACCACUUCCGUUUAUCAACGCAGCGUCAACACCAUCCUCACCAUCCUCACCGUCAACACCAUCCUCACCGUCAACACCAUCCUCACCGUCAACACCAUCCUCACCGUCAACACCAUCCUCACCGUCAACACCAUCCUCACCGUCAACACCAUCCUCACCGUCAACACCAUCCUCACCGUCAACACCAUCCUCACCGUCAACACCAUCCUCACCGUCAACACCAUCCUCACCGUCAACACCAUCCUCACCGUCAACACCAUCCUCACCGUCAACACCAUCCUCACCGUCAACACCAUCCUCACCGUCAACACCAUCCUCACCGUCAACACCAUCCUCACCGUCAACACCAUCCUCACCGUCAACACCAUCCUCACCGUCAACACCAUCCUCACCGUCAACACCAUCCUCACCGUCAACACCAUCCUCACCGUCAACACCAUCCUCACCGUCAACACCAUCCUCACCGUCAACACCAUCCUCACCGUCAACACCAUCCUCACCGUCAACACCGUCCUCACCAUCCUCACCAUCCUCACCGUCUACACCGUCUACACCGUCAACACCGUCAACACCGUCAACACCGGCUACAUCGUCAACACCGUCAACAAGCAUCUCAAUAUCCGUGAAUUACAUGGGGGACACUGGCGUGAACAGACGAUUGCUUCUAAUACUGACGUCUCGCCUGUGAUACAAUUGUCUCUAUUCGCUAAGACAACACUCGCCCCCCUGCGGAAGUCCUUGGUUGCGCAGCUUUUCCCCUGCGGAGGUCCUUGGUUGCGCAGCGCUCCCCUGCGAAGUCCCUUGGUUGCGCAGCUCUUCCCUGCGGAGGUCCUUGGUUGCGCAGCUUUUCCCCUGCGGAGGUCCUUGGUUGCGCAGCGCUCCCCUGCGAAGUCCCUUGGUUGCGCAGCUCUUCCCUGCGAAGUCCCUUGGUUGCGCAGCUCUUCCCUGCGGAGGUCCUUGUUUGCGCAGCGCUCCCCUACGAAGUCCCUUGGUUGCGCAGCUCUUCCCUGCGGAGGUCCUUGUUUACGCAGCGCUCCCCUGCGGAGUCCCUUGGUUGCGCAGCUCUUCCCUGCGGAGACUCUUGAUUUCGCAGAUGUCCCUGCGGAGACUCUUGGUUUCGCAGACGUCCCUGCGGAGACUCUUGGUUUCGCAGACGUCCCUGCGGAUUACCCUGAUAACGCAGAGCGUGUCCUCCGAAAGGACGUAUCCCCCACUUCACUAGGCUCAUGA